UUGAAUCACACGAGGAGCGUGGAGUAAAAAUGGCGAACGAAACUCUCCAAGUGAAAAGGCGAAACCCAGCUAUUUUUCAGUUAAGAGCAGGAGGCGAGUUUUACAUGAUCGGUAGUGAAGUUGGCCAUCAAAUGGGCCUGAUGAAAGGAGCUUUGUACAAGAAAUUCCCUUCGCUCUGGCGCCGUCCACCGACUAUUGAAGAACGAAGAAUUUUGUUGUCGUUGAAUGUGGGUUACAACAGCAUGUCCAACUCAAACAUAAUGCUUGUGAAGGAAGGAGAAAUUGAGAAAAUUUUUAAAGGUUUUGGGGAGAAGUUCAUGGAAAAGCUUCCCUGCUCUCCCGUGACUGCCGGUGAUCGGGGGUUGAAGGAUUUUUCUCCGCGCUGUAGGCGACCAAACUUCACAGGACCAGUUCAUUUUCCUGCAAACUGCUCAAGGGAUAUUCUCAACUCAUCCGUUCAGCAUCUUAAUGCGGUUUCUUAUCAGACGAAGGCAUGCACUAAAUUUUGCAGCAAGUUUAGUUGGAGGGCUCGAGAAGAACUGAGGAAAAAGAUCCUUCCAAGCUUGAGGUAAAAUAAUCUUUCAUCCUAAAGCUUUGUAUUUUUUUUGCGGACAAACUUUCAACAAAAUUUGAAUAUAAAAUCUUGUAAGAGGGUAAUCUUAUUUAACUUCCACUGUAAAUUGUGAAAGUUAAAAACUACCCAUCGUUUUACUCUUUUGUGUAGGAAAACAAUGCCAAGAAUUAUUUUUUUAGCCAUGAAACAAGCUAUAAGCUUGUGUAUAAACUGUUAAGCUUAAAUGUUUGUGCGAUAAAUCGCAAGAUUUCCACGAAUCACAUGUAGGCAGUUUCUUCACCGUUACUGCAAUUUCCUCCAAAUGGCUCAUAACUCGUUUCAUUUUAUCUCAUCACUAGUUGUUCAAGAUGCACUGAAUAAAUGUUGAAUUUAAAGCUAAGUUACUAACACCGACAUGAUACGUUUGAUGCAUAAAACCCAAAAUAGACUGACCCGCGUGUCUGCGGAAGCCAUUGGCAAACUGACCAAGUUUGUCGGUUUCACCAUAUUGAACCCAUUUGUCAACAGUUCACUUUGAACAAACUAUUUUACCAAGGCUUUCUCACUCUGAAAAGUUGAUCGCUUUCAGUGAAAAGUAAAAAAAUCAAUGUUUAAUACCCCAUUUGCUCCCGUGAAUUUCACUAUGGGGAUUUUCUUCUCCUUUUUACUAUAAACUUGAGAUUAAUUCAGUGAACAGAAAAACGAAAACGACUCAAUUUCUCUCCAGAGAAUUUUACUAUUACCCGCUACAUUUACAUCACCUAUGAACAACAGUCACUUUAAACCUGUUUUAGCUCUGGUUUGUAGGUUUUUUUAAAUUUAAUUCUGACGGUUUUGGCCAACUUUACUAAUUUGCAAAAAGCAUGAUUUCUUGAUGUUCUGAUUAAGUUGAGUCAAACUUUCACUCAUUUUUACUCAAAUAGUUUAUUUCAUUUCUCAAGAAUUAGCGAUAGUUUGGCGUUGCAUUAUUUAAACUCUUUACAGUCCGUCUUUCGGACUCUGUUUUUUGCAUGUUUUUGAAAGACGCAAAGUUUUUUGGCGCGAGUCGCGCGAGCCUGGAAACGAUUAGUCAGCUUGCCAAGAACUGUGGGUAAACGUGAUUGAAUGAAAGGCAAGAUGGCGGUCCGAACGUACGGUCAAAAACCAGCUUCUUUUCAGCUCGGAGAUGGCGACUCAUACAUGAUAGGAUCCGAAGUUGGAAACUUCCUGCGAAUGUUUAGAGGCUCUUUAUACAAAAAAUACCCUUCGUUAUGGCGAAGACUCGCCACUUUGGACGAACGAAAGCAAAUCGUUCAACUAGGGCUUGGACAUAGUAGCAUCGCCACAAAUGUAACCUUGUUAAAAUCUUCCGAGGUGGAGGAAAUCCUGGAAGGAAAGGACGAGAAAUAUAAAGUUUCUACGGAAACACCCGAUGCAGCAGCCCGGGCCGCAAGUAGUAAAGCAAAACGUAGCAGCCAGCCAGCAUGGGCACCACAAACUUUAUUUUCUAGUAAUUCUUUUCACUUGGAUGCAGUACCUUGUUCUACAACUGUGAACAGGAAUCGCAUGGGACAAAAAAGGAUUAAGACCUUCCCUACAUGGUAAUCUACUGGUACUUAAGACGAUGUUUUAGGAUACGGAGUAUUGCCUUGCCACUUAAAAAAAGACCUAUGUUUAUUGUUAUUGUUAUUAAUUUCGACAUACCAUGUCGCUGGCUAUGCAGGAAGUAGUCAUUAUGGCAGAGUAUUCUGCAGUUAAACCAACUCCAAGCCAAGUUGCUUUUUAAAACACCAUGUAAUGUAUGAUUUACGUGUUGCUGGGCUUUGAGGUUGUUACAUGCAAUGGCAGAGUGCAAAGAAAGUCAUUUUACAGCUUGUUAUUUGGGCAAGCUGUAGCUAGCAUGUACUAGACCAAAAUUCAUUUCAAUUAGCCCCCCAAAAAUUUUGAUGAGUACUGAUUACAGUUGUUCUGUAAAUUUGAAUUCCCCAAAAAGCUUCACUUGCUCAGUGGACACUAUUAUUUUCUUUGUAAGCUGAAUGGGAUUCUAAACCAUACAAGAAUAUUUUUCAUUGUUUGGUAGUUUUGUGAUAACAAUGCAAAGCUAUACUCUAAGAAAAAUUGAAGAGAGCCCAGUGCUGGAAUCUGUGAAAUCCAGGGUAACCAACAUAUGAGCUCUGAAAAAGCAAAGAUUCCCUAAUCACACAAGAAAACAGUAAGAUACCAGGAAUCUAUGGGAGCUACUAGAGCACAGCCCUGCAUGGCAUGUUAAUCAAAUUCUUUGGCAUAAGACACAGAAAAAGAGAGACUCUGAUUACAAACAGUUCUCUUGGUACCAGGUCUCUUGUCACUCUAUAAUCUACAACUUUCUUUAGGUCCUAAAGAUGGUGAACUUUAAGCAACCGUGCUCCUUCAAAAAGGAGACCUCUUUAAUGUGGGCAUUUUGCUUUGUACCCUUGGCAUCAGUAUUCAGUAGAUUUUUCUGUCGUAUCAAGCCAAAUAGUAUAUGAUUGAUGUAUUUUUCUUGUUUGUUGACUUGCCUCAUUCAUGAUGGAACUCACAUCAGUAUUUCAUAAUAUGGAUAGGUGCAUUUCUCAGAAUAGGCCAUUUUACAGUUGUGGGCUUAGUGUCCUAGCCUUUGAGUGAAUGUGAGGGUGAGGUCGAUCAUGUUUUGAAACAAGCCUCCCUCCUUUUCUGAUGGAAAAAAUUAUGCUUAAAAAAUAAUAGUAUAAGAAAAACAUGACUUAGAUAAUAAAACAAGAAGGAUUGUACCAAGGCAAGGUCAACUCUAGCCUCAUUUCCACCUGUAACUGUAAACUAGUCUAUUAAGCAUGUCCCUAAAAGCUAACCGGAGUACACCUCUUCAGCUUAUAUGUAUUGUUUUCCAACUUUAGAUCAUGAGAUAAUACUCAAGAGAACUCUUUCUUUCAAAUGUAGUUAUAUUCACAUAUGUCUUGAAAAGAUCAAGAGCAAAUUCCCUUGAGACGUACAUUGAAAAAAACAAAACAUACAAGCUGAGGUGGUCUAUGCAAGUUGUACUAAUAACAACUCUUAUUUAUAUAUGUUUUAAAUGUUUCAGUUAUGAUGAUCAUGACAUGGCAGCUAUCCAUGAAGCUGCUAGUCAGCCUGAAGUGUUAGUCCCCAUCAGGUUGGACAUUGAUAUUGAUGGACAAAAACUCAGAGACACAUUCACAUGGAACAAAAAUGGUGUGUGCGCUUAUGCUAUUUACUUUUGAUAUUUGAAAGCAGACAUUUAUGUAUCAGCAUGUGAACAUUACUUGAAAUAAAUGUAGCUUGACUUAUUACAGUCCACCCAUCCCACAUUCUUUGGGAACGAGGUUGCUGGUAAAGUAGGAGAUGAAGGAUAUUUUAUUUGAUAAAUUAAACAAGAACGCUUAAUAUUUCAGUAACACAGCCUUGUGCAUUGAUUUCUGGGAGAACAGAUUUAUUGAACAUAGUGUCUAAUAAUAUUAUUUCAUUAUCAACCUAUAAAGCAGUAUUUUACUGUCCACCUACCGGUAUGUAUCAGUGCAACGAGACAAGUCCUAGAUUCAGUCUUUUUUGUGCUCAGAUAAUAAAUCAAAGUACCAUCUGUCAGAUUUGGCAGAUUUGGGAAUCUUCUUGAAUUUAUUUUAACCAUUGAAGCAUUAAUAUUCAUUGCACAAAGGAAGGUUCUUGAGUUCCUUUGCUCUGGAAAAUGGUAAGGAAGAUCAAAUUAAAACAAAAAUAAUAAACUGGUUGUUUUAGCUUUUAGCUUAUGUUGUUUGUUUGUCUGUUUUGUUUGUUAUUUUUUGGUUUAAAGCCACUGAAGAUUAGGGGUUAAUUUUGGUUUGCCUUUUUUUGCAGAGACAUUAAUCUCUCCAGAGGUGUUUGCUGAAGUGCUGUGUGAUGACCUAGAUCUGCCACCAGCAUCAUUUGUACCUGCUGUAGUGCAGGCUAUUAGGCAGCAGAUAAAACAGUUUGAUACAGAUUCUGAAAUAAUGCUUGAUCAACAGACAGAUCAGAGAGUUAUUAUCAAGGUGCAGAGUCAACACGAUUCAGUAAUUAAACUAAACUUCUCAAAACUGAUUAAUCAUAUAUAAUGCUCUUAUCUUCAAGAUACCCACCACCUUCGCAUGUGCAUUAGGAUUGAUGGGAUAAAAGUGAUGUCACCUGGUAUUUCAGGGGGAAAACAAUGUGAUAAAAUUUGCCAAUACUUGCAAUCAUGGCAGGGUUUGUUUAUUCUCUCAAAAUGAGACAAUGAUGUUAGUCAUGCAAAAUGUACAGCUCAAGUUGCGACAAGUUUUACUGCAUUAUUGUGCAUUGUGAAGACAUCUAUGGUCACUGCUGUGUCCAAAAAGAAACAAUAUGAUCACUUACACAACCAUAAUUUACUUCUUUAAGAUGAAAAGUUCUCCAUGUUCUGUUGUCUAAAAUAUACAAACUCAACAACGAUUUCUUUUAUUUUUUGGAAUUUUACCACUUGUUUGUUCCCUGAGAAACCAUGUGGCAUGGCUUUUAUCCCACUGCAUACAAUGAUGGGGUGUAUUGUGAAAAAGGUCUAUUUGAGUGUCUCAUUUUGGUUGGGUGUAUGUUGGCAUUAAAAUGGUCUCUUACUUCCUUUCUUUUGGCACAAAAAGAGGUAGAGAUACUUUGAGGUAAUUUUGUCAUGGGAUAGAUUUUUGCUCUUGGACCAUCUUCAUUUUCUUGAAUAACUUGUGGGUUUCUUUAACCUGUAUUAAAUGGUCAUCUUGUAUUAAGUGGUCAGUAAGGCAUUCCCUAAGACUGUAUUUUGAUUUUUUGGUAAUUUUCAUCCACAGCUAAACAUCCAUGUUGGUAACAUUUCAUUGAUGGAUCAGUUUGAGUGGGAUUUGUCAGAACCUCAAAACACGCCUGAACAGUUUGCACUCAGCCUUUGCUCUGAUCUGGGUCUUGGUGGCGAGUUUGCCACAGCCAUUGCUUAUAGCAUUCGUGGUCAGUUAAGUUGGCACUCUAAAACAUAUGCCUUCAGUGAGGCACCAUUGCCAACUAUUGAGUCACCCAUUAGAUCAGGCACAGAUGUAGAUAACUGGGGUCCAUAUCUUGAGACAUUAACAGAUGCUGAGAUGGAAAAGAAGUUGCGUGACCAGGAUAGGAAUACCAGGUUUGUACUCCUUCUGAUAUUUCUUUUAAAGAUCAAAAUCUUACCUUUUUUGCACCUUCUCUAUCUUACUGGAGAUCAGUGACAAGCAAUAAAACUAACUCUUCUCGUAGCACUAUGUCAGAGGUGUCUAUGUACUCCCUGAUCUUUGCUUCACCAUGCUAUAAGUAAGUUACUCAUUGUUUUGCAUUGUAGAUCCAUUUGGAAUGUUGCUAUUUGACAUUGUUGCUGCUUCUUCACUUCGUCAUUGUUUUUCACUAAUUUGUAUUUUAAAUCUAAACUAAUGAGCCAGGCAAGGAUGAAACAACAAUAGCUUUGCUAUUAUAGUUUGUAAUGGAUGUACAGUGGAAACUCUCACAGUGGGCACUCUCUUAGCGGACAGCUCUACUUAUGGCCGCCUUCACAAAACACCGUUUUUUUUUUCAACUCCCAUACAAACUCUGUAUUUUUAAACCUCCAUAAGUGGCCAGCCCCAGUUAUGGACACCUUUCUCACGUCCCGAGGGAGUCUGCUCACAAGAGCUUCCACUGUAUAACAAACUGUUAAAGACUGAGAUAAGAUUGAGACUCAGGCACUGCUGCUUUGUUUUCCUUAAAGAAGAAACUUUGUACAAAAUUCUCUCUCCCCUCUGGUGAGUCUAGCCCUAAGAGCGACCAGCUUCUAAUCUCUGUUUAUAAUAUAUCAUUGCCAAGUUAAUCACAAGGUCAUAUGAGAAUAAUGGGAAUUUAUCACUCAACUUUUGCUGUCUUCAUUUACAUACAUACAUACAUACUUUAUUGGCUCGUCCCCACGGGGCUUUUCAGAGUCAAUUUUACAUUACAAAAUUAUAAACCAAGUACAUGACAAUAAGAAUAUAACAAUGAUAAAAGAAGACAAAGGUCAAUAAAAUUAAUUAAGUUAAUUAAAUAAAGCAGUCAUUAAGAAGCUUUUGCCUGAGUAAACACUUGAAUUCCGUCACGGAUGGGCUAAGUUUGAGCGCAGGCUGCAACUCAUUCCAGAGAGAGGUUGCUCUAUAUUGAAAGGUCCUUUGGCCGCUGGCAGUGCGGAAGAGUGGUAUGUUCAAAAGUUGAGAAUUUCUCGUAUUCCUUGUCGAGACGGCGGAUCUUCCAACGAGCUUUGAUGUCAAAUACUCCGAAGCACAACUCGUCAUGCACUUAAAAACCAGAACAGCAAAACGAAAAUAAAGUUGUUGCCUGAUUGGUAGCCAGCGCAAGUCUUUUAGCAAAGGAGUUAUGUGAUCGAAUUUUUUAGCGCCGCUCAAAAUACGACAAGCGAAAUUCUGUACUGCUUGGAGCCUGUCCAGAUUAGUUUGAGUAGUAUUGCUCCAAACAGAAGAGCAAUAGAAUAAUUUACUAAAUACUAAGGCAUUUAUAAUAAUUUCUAACCAUUAGUAUAGGUAAUAGCAUGAUUUGUAGCGAUAUUUGGCAUAAAUACCACAAGUGAUAUUUCAAAAUUGUUAUACGUAAUUUGAGACAAUUUUGAAAUAUCACGAGUGGUAUUUAUGCCAAAUAUCAUGUACAAAUGAUGCUAUUAUUUGUUUAUACUACUACCCGCAAAAGGUUUGUAAUUUUCACAUGUAGGUAUUUCAAAUUAAGCUGAAAUACCACUGCUCUAAGCCAAUCAAAUUGCAGAAAUUUCUCAUGUAGUAGUAUAAACAUCAUAAGAAUUACAUGCAGGAUCAUUAUGGGGGAUAUGGAUUUUGAUGCUAGUAUGGUCUCUUAUAUUAUAGGACAAGGACUUUAUUAUCAACUGUGACAUGUUGCUUUCUUUAUUUCUAUUUCAGGCGAAUGCGACGUUUGGCCAACACUGCCCCUGUGUAUUGAAAAGCCUCAAAAACCCACCAGGACAACACUUGUAAAUAAAACAUAUGUAUAGUGUGCCUUGUUCUAUGUAAAUAAGUUAAGUUGUAUAGCGCUUUGUUUGGAAAAUGUCAAAAACGUUAAGAAAAGAAAGAACUGUUAAGAAUGUCAUGUUUAGUUUCAGUACAAAGAGGAGGGAUUGUACAAGUGGAACACUGC
Porites lobata is the source of this 7666-nucleotide messenger RNA. The record is from the annotation of a GenBank genome assembly. Lineage: Eukaryota; Metazoa; Cnidaria; Anthozoa; Scleractinia; Poritidae.